Molecule: messenger RNA, 3873 nt
Organism: Stomoxys calcitrans (stable fly)
Lineage: Eukaryota; Metazoa; Arthropoda; Insecta; Diptera; Muscidae
Gene: RpII140
Product: DNA-directed RNA polymerase II subunit RPB2
Exons: 5
Coding region: 158-3688 (1176 amino acids)
Biological process (GO): DNA-templated transcription
Cellular component (GO): RNA polymerase II, core complex
Molecular function (GO): ribonucleoside binding; DNA binding; DNA-directed RNA polymerase activity
Source: RefSeq, a predicted model, not a curated record
CAGCCGCAAAACACCGCCGAACAGAUUGGUGGGUUUUGCAUGGUAUUUUUUCUGGUGAAAUUUUCACAAUUAUUUUUUUACAAAAAAAAAGAGAUUAAAUAGAAAAAGAAUUGAAUAAUAUAAAAACGAAAAGGAUUACGAAGAUAAAUUCUUCAAGAUGAUGUACGAUAAUGAUGACCAAUUGUACGAGGAGGAGAAUGCUGAGGAGAUUUCUCACGAAUUGUGGCAGGAGGCCUGUUGGAUUGUGAUUAACGCCUACUUUGAUGAGAAAGGUCUUGUGCGACAACAAUUGGACAGUUUCGAUGAGUUUAUUCAGAUGUCUGUACAGCGUAUAGUGGAAGACUCGCCGGCUAUUGAUUUGCAAGCAGAGGCCCAGCAUACCUCAGGUGAAAUUGAGACCCCGCCACGUUUUCUUUUGAAAUUUGAACAAAUUUAUCUCUCCAAACCCACACAUUGGGAAAAGGAUGGCUCGCCUAGUCCUAUGAUGCCCAACGAAGCCCGUUUAAGAAAUUUAACUUAUUCCGCCCCAUUGUAUGUGGACAUUACAAAAUCGAAAAUUGUUGAAGGCCAAGCUCCCGUGGAGACACAACAUCAAAAGACUUUCAUUGGCAAAAUUCCCAUUAUGUUGCGCUCAACCUAUUGCUUGCUUUCUCAGUUAACUGAUCGUGAUUUAACAGAAUUGAAUGAAUGCCCUUUGGAUCCUGGUGGCUAUUUCAUCAUUAACGGUUCUGAAAAGGUGUUAAUUGCUCAGGAGAAAAUGGCCACAAAUACCGUGUAUGUCUUCAGCAUGAAGGAUGGCAAAUAUGCCUACAAGGCUGAAAUUCGUUCUUGUCUGGAGCACAGUUCACGUCCCACUUCUACACUCUGGGUUAAUAUGAUGGCUCGAGGUUCGCAGAAUAUCAAAAAAUCGGCUAUUGGUCAACGUAUUAUUGCCAUUUUGCCAUAUAUCAAACAGGAAAUUCCUAUAAUGAUAGUAUUCCGUGCUUUGGGUUUUGUGGCAGAUCGUGAUAUUCUGGAGCACAUUAUUUAUGAUUUUGAUGAUCCCGAAAUGAUGGAAAUGGUUAAACCCUCUUUGGAUGAAGCUUUUGUGGUACAGGAACAAAAUGUCGCCUUGAAUUUCAUUGGUACAAGAGGUGCUCGGCCUGGUGUGACCAAAGACAAGCGUAUUAAAUACGCUAAGGAAAUUUUGCAGAAAGAAAUGUUGCCUCAUGUGGGUGUUUCAGACUUUUGUGAGACAAAGAAGGCCUAUUUCUUGGGUUAUAUGGUACAUCGUCUACUAUUGGCUUCUCUGGGUCGCCGAGAAUUGGAUGAUCGGGAUCACUACGGUAACAAACGUUUGGAUUUGGCUGGUCCCUUGAUGGCUUUCUUGUUUAGAGGUUUGUUCAAAAAUCUCUUGAAAGAGGUUCGCAUGUACACUCAGAAAUUCAUUGAUCGCGGCAAAGAUUUCAAUUUGGAAUUGGCCAUUAAGACAAAUAUCAUCACUGAUGGUCUACGUUAUUCCUUGGCCACUGGCAAUUGGGGUGAUCAGAAAAAGGCCCAUCAGGCUCGUGCUGGUGUGUCUCAGGUAUUGAAUCGUUUAACUUUCGCCUCCACAUUGUCACAUUUGCGUCGUGUCAACUCGCCCAUUGGUCGUGACGGUAAAUUGGCCAAACCUCGUCAAUUGCACAAUACUUUGUGGGGUAUGUUAUGUCCUGCCGAAACCCCAGAGGGAGCUGCUGUCGGCCUUGUAAAGAAUCUGGCUCUUAUGGCCUAUAUCUCUGUCGGUUCACAACCCUCACCUAUAUUGGAGUUCUUGGAAGAAUGGUCUAUGGAAAAUUUGGAAGAAAUUGCCCCAUCUGCCAUUGCAGAUGCCACCAAGAUAUUUGUCAAUGGCUGUUGGGUGGGCAUACAUCGCGAUCCCGAACAAUUGAUGGCUACUUUGAGAAAAUUGAGAAGACAGAUGGAUAUCAUUGUCUCGGAGGUGUCUAUGAUUCGAGAUAUUCGUGAUCGUGAAAUUCGUAUAUACACUGAUGCUGGACGCAUUUGUCGCCCUCUGCUUAUCGUAGAGAAUGGCUCCUUGCUACUUAAGAAAACUCAUGUUGAAAUGUUAAAGGAACGUGACUACAAUAACUACAGUUGGCAAGUGUUGGUGGCUUCUGGUGUAGUGGAAUAUAUUGAUACCUUGGAGGAGGAAACUGUUAUGAUUGCCAUGUCGCCCUAUGAUUUGAAGCACGACAAGGAUUAUGCCUAUUGUACCACAUAUACGCAUUGUGAAAUUCACCCAGCCAUGAUAUUGGGUGUUUGUGCCUCCAUUAUUCCCUUCCCUGAUCACAACCAGUCGCCCCGUAAUACCUAUCAAAGUGCUAUGGGUAAGCAAGCUAUGGGUGUUUAUAUCACCAAUUUCCACGUACGGAUGGACACUUUGGCUCACGUUUUAUACUAUCCCAUGAAACCCUUGGUCACCACACGUUCCAUGGAAUACUUGCGUUUCAGAGAAUUGCCUGCCGGCAUUAACUCCAUUGUAGCCAUUCUCUGCUAUACCGGUUACAACCAGGAAGAUUCUGUCAUUUUGAAUGCUUCAGCUGUCGAAAGGGGUUAUUUCCGUUCUGUGUUCUACCGUUCUUAUAAGGAUUCAGAAAACAAACGCAUUGGUGACCAAGAAGAGAACUUUGAGAAACCCAAUCGCCAAACCUGCCAGGGUAUGCGUAAUGCUCACUACGACAAAUUGGAUGAUGAUGGUAUUAUUGCUCCCGGCAUUCGUGUAUCCGGCGACGAUGUGGUUAUUGGAAAAACCAUGACUUUACCCGAAAAUGAUGAUGAACUUGAUAGCACCACGAAACGCUUUACCAAAAGAGAUGCUUCCACCUUCCUGCGUAAUUCUGAAACUGGUAUUGUGGAUCAAGUCAUGUUGACCUUGAACAGUGAGGGCUACAAGUUUUGUAAGAUUCGUGUGAGAUCUGUUCGUAUUCCCCAAAUUGGUGAUAAGUUUGCUUCACGUCACGGUCAAAAGGGUACUUGCGGUAUUCAAUACCGUCAAGAGGACAUGGCAUUUACCUGUGAAGGUUUGGCUCCCGAUAUUAUCAUUAACCCCCACGCUAUUCCAUCUCGUAUGACAAUUGGCCAUUUAAUUGAAUGCCUCCAGGGCAAACUGGGUUCCAACAAGGGAGAAAUUGGUGAUGCUACACCCUUCAAUGAUGCUGUUAACGUACAGAAAAUUUCAACUUUCCUGCAAGAGUAUGGCUAUCAUUUGCGUGGCAAUGAGGUCAUGUACAAUGGACACACUGGACGUAAAAUUAAUGCUCAAGUUUUCUUAGGUCCCACUUAUUACCAACGUCUUAAGCACAUGGUGGACGACAAAAUUCACUCCAGAGCAAGAGGACCAGUGCAAAUUCUUGUAAGACAACCUAUGGAGGGCAGAGCUCGUGAUGGUGGUUUGCGUUUCGGUGAGAUGGAACGUGAUUGUCAAAUAUCCCAUGGUGCAGCACAAUUUCUGAGAGAACGUCUGUUUGAGGUCUCAGAUCCCUAUCGUAUACAUGUUUGUAAUUUCUGUGGCCUAAUUGCCAUAGCCAAUUUGCGCAACAACACCUUUGAAUGUAAGGGCUGUAAGAAUAAGACACAAAUAUCCCAAAUUCGUUUGCCGUAUGCUGCUAAACUCUUGUUCCAAGAACUGAUGUCUAUGAAUAUUGCGCCACGUUUAAUGGUUGUCUAAAGCAGAGGGGGAUAACGAAUGCUCUAAGAGGAGAGAAGGAUAAAAUGGAAGUGGCAUUGUUCGCUUCAUCAAUGUAGAAGUAGUAAUGAUAAUGAUUUUGUAUUUUAUAAUUUAUGACAAAUGUCCUAAUAAAAAAAUGAUAUCCAAUAUUUAUUUUGGAAAUGGAUGCAUGGUCUAUACCUAAA